UUCCUUUUCCUUUUGCUUGCACUAUCCUCCUCUUGCUUGCUUGCUAGCUUUAUAUUCCUCAGCAUUGUUUUAUCUCCUGAAUUUUCAUACCCCAUCUGUCAAAAUCCGAACUUUUUCAUAUAUAGAAGUAAUCAGUCUCUCAUCGUUUUCUAUGCGUUGUAAGAUUGGUUUAUUUGGCUAAUUAGCUGUCGGCGGAAAUGGUGAUAAAGGGGAACGAGUGGGAGGGUAAGACGGGUACAGAGCAAAAGUAGCGCACUGUGAUAUCUGGAGAGGAAAGAGAGAAAAAUGGUGGGGGACCGAGGAGGAUUGUGCUGUUCCUUCCUGGAGAUGCUUCAACUGUCGCACUAGUUUAUUUUUCUGAGCUAAACCUCUCACCUUCACCGGCCUUUUAAGCACAGACCUUAGUUUUUUCUCUUUUUAUUUGUAUAAGUUGCUGUAUUCUUGUUGAGUUUGGGCAUUCAUUUUACUGGAAGUUGGGAUUUAUAUUAUUUUUCUCUGUUUUAAGCUGGAUGUGAGGGAAGCAAGGAAUAAAACGGAGGGUGAGGGAGGGGGAUAGAGAGAAAGAGAGAGAGAGAGAGAGGAGCCCAAGUGCUUCCCUCAUUCACUUUCGACUUGUUUUCUGAUGGUUGAACUCGAUUUGAUCCGCUUCCGCCAUUGACACCCGAAAAGGAGCCACCUUUCUUCUUUAAAUCUUCGAAGGUUGGAUUUUUCCAGCUGGGUUAGAUCCGGGGAGGCAAAACAAUGGAGGCUAAUGCCGGGCUGGUCGCUGGUUCUCACAAUAGAAACGAGCUCGUCGUUAUCCGUCGCGAUGGAGAGCCGGGACCAAAGCCAUUGGAGCAUCUCAGCGGUGAAAGAUGUCAUAUUUGUGGCGACGACGUUGGGCUCACCUUGGAUGGAGAUCUCUUCGUCGCCUGCAAUGAGUGUGCUUUCCCCAUUUGCUGCACCUGCUAUGAGUAUGAACGCAGAGAAGGAAGCCAGGUCUGUCCACAAUGCAAAACCAGGUUCAAGCGUCUUAAGGGUUGUGCUCGAGUUGCCGGAGAUGAAGAAGAGGAUGAUGUUGAUGAUCUUGAGAAUGAGUUCAAUUUUGUUGGGAGGGAAAAGAAGGAUGGGCAAUACCUUGCUGAGUUCAUGAUGCAGGGGCAUAUGAGCUAUGGCCGAGGAUUUGUAGAAAUACCUCAACCAUUUCAUCCCAUGCCUCAAAUUCCUUUACUCACCAAUGGCCAAAUGGUUGAUGAUAUCCCGCCAGAACAGCAUGCUCUUGUUCCUUCUUUCAUGGGAGGUGGAGGUAGGAGGAUCCACCCCCUUCCAUAUUUCGACCCCAGUCUUCCUGCACAGCCAAGAUCCAUGGAUCCUUCAAAGGAUCUUGCUGCAUAUGGUUACGGAAGCAUUGCUUGGAAGGAGAGAAUGAAGAAUUGGAAGCAGAAACAAGACCAGUUACAGAUGAGAAAUCAAAACGGUGCCAAGGAUUGGGAUAAUGAUGGUGAUGGGCCAUUAAUGGAUGAAGCACGCCAGCCGCUAUCGCGAAAACUUCCCAUAUCUUCUAGCCAAAUUAAUCCAUAUAGAAUGAUCAUCAUAAUACGGCUAGUUAUUGUUGGAUUUUUUUUUCAUUACCGGGUCACACAUCCCGUGCCGGAUGCCUAUGCAUUGUGGCUCAUCUCAGUUAUCUGUGAAAUUUGGUUUGCUGUUUCAUGGAUUCUUGAUCAGUUCCCAAAAUGGAUUCCAAUUGAGAGGGAGACUUACCUUGACAGAUUGUCAUUAAGGUAUGAUAAAGAAGGUCUACCUUCUCAACUGGACCCUAUUGACAUAUUUGUCAGUACUGUUGAUCCUAUGAAGGAACCUCCAUUGGUCACAGCAAACACAGUCCUCUCUAUCCUUGCUGUAGAUUAUCCAGUUGACAAAGUUUCUUGCUAUGUUUCCGAUGAUGGUGCUGCAAUGCUCACAUUCGAAGCAUUGUCCGAAACAUCAGAAUUUGCAAAAAAAUGGGUUCCAUUCUGCAAGAAAUUCAAAAUUGAGCCCAGAGCACCGGAGUGGUAUUUUCAACAGAAGAUGGACUAUUUGAAGGAUAAAGUUCUACCAUCAUUUGUUAAGGAGCGAAGAGCGAUGAAGAGAGAAUAUGAAGAAUUCAAAGUUCGAAUCAAUGCUUUGGUUGCGAAAGCUCAGAAGGUUCCUGAGGAGGGUUGGACAAUGCAGGAUGGGACCUUAUGGCCUGGAAAUAGUGUUCGAGAUCAUCCUGGAAUGAUUCAGGUCUUUUUGGGCCAAAGUGGUGGACAUGACAUGGAUGGAAAUGAGCUACCGCGCUUGGUUUAUGUCUCUAGAGAGAAGAGGCCAGGGUUCAAUCACCAUAAAAAGGCUGGUGCUAUGAAUGCUCUGGUUAGAGUAUCUGCUGUACUUACAAAUGCGCCUUAUUUGUUGAACUUGGAUUGUGACCACUACUUCAACAACAGUAAGGCUAUCAGAGAAGCAAUGUGUUUCAUGAUGGAUCCACUAGUUGGGAAGAGGGUGUGUUACGUACAAUUUCCACAGAGGUUUGAUGGUAUUGAUCGUCACGAUCGGUAUGCCAACCGAAACAUCGUGUUCUUUGAUAUAAACAUGAAAGGGCUUGAUGGGAUUCAAGGGCCAAUUUAUGUUGGAACUGGGUGUGUGUUCCGGCGACAAGCAUUCUAUGGUUUUGAUGCUCCCAAAGUGAAGAAACCACUUAGAAGAACUUGCAACUGCUUUCCGACUUGGUGCUGCUGCUUUGGGAGGACCAACAACAACAAGAAGAAGAAUUCAAAAACCAAGCAAGGAAAGAUGAUGAAAACUCCAAAGAUGGGAGAGAAUAGCACGCCUGCAUUAGCUUUGAUGGGAAUAGAGGAGGGAAUUGAAGGAAAUGAGAGUAAAAAACCAGCAAUUAUGUCAGAACAGAAGUUGGAGAAGAAGUUUGGGCAAUCACCAGUAUUUGUUGCCUCUACUAUAUUGGAGAAUGGAGGAACACUGAAAAAUGCUUCUCCUGCAUCACUCUUAAAGGAAGCUAUCCAUGUUAUUAGUUGUGGAUAUGAGGACAAAACUGACUGGGGAAAAGAGGUUGGAUGGAUCUACGGUUCCGUCACAGAAGAUAUCUUGACAGGAUUUAAGAUGCACUGUCAUGGCUGGCGUUCCAUCUAUUGCAUACCUCCUAGGCCUGCAUUCAAAGGCUCCGCUCCCCUCAAUCUAUCCGAUCGUCUCCACCAGGUCCUUAGGUGGGCUCUUGGUUCUGUAGAAAUUUUCUUUAGCAGGCACUGCCCAUUAUGGUAUGGUUAUGGCGGUGGGCUAAAGUGGCUCGAACGAUUUUCCUACAUAAAUGCAACUGUUUAUCCUUUUACGUCGAUUCCGCUAUUGGCUUACUGCUCCUUGCCUGCUGUUUGCUUGCUCACUGGAAAAUUCAUCACUCCUGAGCUGAGCAAUGUAGCCAGCUUGUGGUUUAUCUCCCUUUUCAUUAGCAUUUUUGCAACAAGUAUCCUUGAGAUGAGAUGGAGUGGCAUUGGUAUUGAUGACUGGUGGAGGAAUGAGCAGUUUUGGGUCAUUGGUGGUGUUUCUUCCCAUCUAUUUGCUGUGUUUCAGGGUCUUCUUAAAGUUCUGGCUGGUAUAGACACAAACUUUACUGUGACAUCAAAGGCAGGCGACGACGAAGAGUUUUCUGAACUCUAUACUUUCAAGUGGACUACGUUACUCAUCCCGCCGACGACAUUGCUUGUCAUAAACAUGAUUGGCGUUGUCGCUGGCGUUUCCAAUGCCAUAAACAAUGGAUAUGAAUCAUGGGGGCCUCUUUUUGGCAGGCUUUUCUUUGCCUUUUGGGUGAUUGUGCACUUAUAUCCUUUCCUUAAAGGUUUGGUAGGCAGGCAAAAUAGGACGCCGACGAUCAUAAUUGUGUGGUCCAUUCUUCUUGCUUCGAUCUUUUCGCUCUUGUGGGUUCGGAUUGAUCCGUUCCUGCCGAAAUCAGAUGGUCCAGUGCUGGAGGAGUGUGGGUUGGACUGCAACUGAGCACUGAUAUUGUUAUUUCUGUAGAUAGAAAACAUGAGGGAGUGCUGCAAUUUUUGUUAUUUUAUUGGUUUUACUGGGAAGUCUUGCUCUUUGCUCUGGUUAACUGGACCAGGAGAAGAUUGGGCUCACCAUGUGUAGUUUGUUCUUUGGAUUAUGGAUGGAUGCUGAGGAGUUUGAUUCUUUAUUUAGUUUUGGAGAGAGAUGGGACAAUUAUGAGAUAUCAAUGUGGCUCAUGUGUACCUUUGUAGUUGAUAAUCUCAGCAUUAAUUCUUUGAAAUAAUGGCAAGCCUUGCAACUGCCUGCCACAUAUAUAAAUUCACUAGCUGUAGUCAUGCAUCAGCAUACAUCUGUUUUCCAAAGGGUCUUUUGGAGUAGCUUUUUUACUGCCUUGCUUUUCA
Messenger RNA from Phalaenopsis equestris, 4397 nucleotides. RefSeq names its product probable cellulose synthase A catalytic subunit 5 [UDP-forming]. The record is from RefSeq and is a predicted model, not a curated record. Gene Ontology annotation, molecular function: cellulose synthase (UDP-forming) activity. Gene Ontology annotation, biological process: plant-type primary cell wall biogenesis; cellulose biosynthetic process. Gene Ontology annotation, cellular component: trans-Golgi network; plasma membrane. The coding region runs from base 742 to 3999 and encodes 1085 amino acids. NCBI's taxonomy places the organism in Eukaryota, Viridiplantae, Streptophyta, Magnoliopsida, Asparagales, Orchidaceae. The transcript is spliced from 14 exons.